Molecule: messenger RNA, 2889 nt
Organism: Exophiala mesophila
Lineage: Eukaryota; Fungi; Ascomycota; Eurotiomycetes; Chaetothyriales; Herpotrichiellaceae
Exons: 8
Coding region: 1206-2447 (413 amino acids)
Biological process (GO): transmembrane transport
Cellular component (GO): membrane
Molecular function (GO): transmembrane transporter activity
Source: RefSeq, a predicted model, not a curated record
CGUAGUCAGACCGAUGUUUGAAUAAACAAUAUGUCAAGAUUGUUCAACGUGUAAGAGGUCGGUUCCGAAGAGACACUACGAGUAGUGAGCUCGUCAUCAUGCCCGACAUUGCGACACCCAUGCCAAUUUCUUGGUAUAUCCCAAACUCCUCUCCGAGAGGCUUCAAAUUGUACCACAUCUUGUCUUACGUGCUUCUUGUCGUGAGAUAAACCUCUUGGCUUCACAUUCAUUAUGCACAAACACAAUGCUACGCAGGGAAAAAUGCCACUGCCAUUGACGAACAUGUCCAUUGCGACAUAUAUCCGAGUCCUUACGCAAUGUGCAUAUCCCUUUGUUGUAUACGUCCCCUGGAUCACGACACUUCCGAAGAAUUGCACUAGAUAGGAAGUACUGACUUCAUUAGGUACUUAAAUACUUGCAUAAAUAGCAAAUGCCGUCCCCUUGAGUUGGAAAUCGUUUCAUAGUACUCUUCAACCCAAAGAAUUGAUCAAUAUGACGGACAUCGAGAAACGAGACCUUGGCCUCACCCCACCUGCGGGAAAUGCUGUUCUGACUCCUGUAUCAGUCACGUUGGAGAAAAAGAGCUCAGCCUCCGAUGAGGACGUACAAGCGAUUCGAGAGCGUAUUCUUGAUCGGCAUGCUGAAGAACUCCGGAAGACUGAGCCUCCCGUUCUGCCCAUCACCACACUUUUUAGGAGGAAGAAACAUCGUGACCUAGAUCAGAUUGCAACUCAACCCAGUGUAUACGAUGAUCCAGAAGCGGCUAAAUAUUUCCAGCCUAUUCCGAAGUACGAGAAUCUCCAUCGCUUUGACCCAAGUGCCAGGUGGACCUGGGCUGAAGAGUUGGUUAGUACCAGGAAACCUUCCUCGAUACUGAGAUCCUGAGUCCAAAUCAAGGACAUACUGACAAAGUACUAUAUUGACAGCCACUGAUUAACAAAAUCGACUGGAAAAUUACGUUAUGGGCCUGUAUAGCAUUUUUCGCUCUUGAUUUAGACAGAGGCAACAUCAGUCAAGCAAACACCGACAACUUUCUCGAGGAUCUGAACCUGUCUACAAAUGGUUUGAUCUUUCUAAAAUUCCGACAGAAAUACAGUUUCUCAUUAAUUCAUAGAUUUCAACCUUGGCAAUACGGUCUUUCGGCUAGCAUUUUUGUCUGCUGAACUUCCUUCUCAGCUGGUUAGCAAGAAACUUGGUCCUGACAGAUGGGUAUGAUAGACCGAAGGGACCCAGACCUGCAACUGAGACAUUGCUCUAAUGUUUUGCAGAUCCCCACGAUCAUGGUCUUGUGGAGUGUUGUCGCGGCGUCACAAUUCUGGCUCAGUGGAAGAGCCAGCUUUCUCACAUGCCGUGCCCUUCUGGGGCUGCUUCAAGGAGGUUUCAUUCCUGAUGUCAUUCUUUAUUUGUCUUAUUUCUUCAAGUCGACCGAGCUUCCUUUCCGCCUUGGGUUGUUUUGGGUCACAUUACGGGUAGUCGAUGUUAUUGCUCCUAUACUUGCUUUUGGACUACUACGACUUCGGGGCCAUCACGGACGGGAGGGUUGGAGAUGGCUCUUCCUUAUCGAAGGUUUGUUCACCCUCGCUAUAGGCGUGUGGUCGUGGUUUAUGAUGGCCGCAUCGCCCACGCAGACAAAAUCAUGGUACCGACCUAAAGGGUGGUUCACAGAACGGGAAGAGGUUAUCAUGACUAACAGGAUCCUACGUGAUGAUCCAAGUAAGGCGGACAUGCAUAAUAGGCAGGCUGUGGAUUUCAAGGGGCUCUGGAAGUCCUUCACAGACUACGAUCUAUGGCCGAUCUAUCUUAUCGGGCUCAUUUUCAAUAUCCCGGCAGGGCCACCAGAUCAGUAUCUUACUCUCACGUUGCGAAAUCUUGGCUUUGACACCUUUGAUGCCAACUUGCUAUCCAUCCCGGCGCAAUUCAUUGGUGCUGUGACGUUACUCAUCCUGACCUAUGCUUCUGAGUCCUUUAACCAGAGAGCACUAAUGGGUGCCAUCGGGCAGCUUUGGAUUUUGCCCAACAUUAUUGCAAUAGCAGUACUUCCAGACAAUGCCUCGCAAUGGGCAAGAUAUGCUGUUCUCACGGUGUUGCUGUCAUGGCCAUCCCCACAUGCCUUACAGGUCGGUUGGUGUAGCCGCAAUUCAAACACGGUCAGGACUCGAACGGUCUCAGCGGCCCUGUACAACAUGUUCGUUCAGACGGGAGGCAUCACACUGUCAAACAUAUAUCGUGCUGACGACAGACCCCUUUAUCGACGAGGUAAUCGUCAAUUGGCCAUCAUCUGUGGCACUACGAUUGUCUGGUAUGGCUUAGUGAAGGCAUACUAUGUUUGGCGCAACAACAGCAGAAGCAAAAUCUGGGACGCUAUGACAAAGGAGGAACAACUUAAAUACCUCGCCACGACAACAGAUGCUGGAAGUAAGCGACUGGACUUCCGCUUUGCUCAUUGAAAAGUGGAGACCACAGCUGGGGUCUUCUUAUUCUGCACCGGGAAUCAGACAAUCAACAGGCAUAGGCGGAUACGGCGCAAGAGUAGAUGCGACCCACGAAGAAUGGCCUGGAAACCACGGCGUCAUCAAGGUCGACGUCAAUCCCCACAUGGGAACAUUAGGCGCGCUUAUCACAGAGAACUUGGAAUUGCCACGAAUCACUUCAAGUCUUUUCUCCCUCUGUGAUGUCGCCGAUUUGUAAGAGCUCGAGUCUCUCAGAAUUUAUCCUCUUUCCAGCUGAUGUUUGCCCACUCGUUGGGAGACUUCAUAUUCCCCGUGAGAAGAACUCGAAAUUUGUUCUGUAACUUGAAACCUAGGUACCUAGUUCUAAAGUUUUGCGGCAUGGCUGCUAGAAGUGACUGCGACACGAGCGGUUGAUCUUUAAAUGAGAAAUGGAGUGUCA